Molecule: messenger RNA, 668 nt
Organism: Trichoderma harzianum CBS 226.95
Lineage: Eukaryota; Fungi; Ascomycota; Sordariomycetes; Hypocreales; Hypocreaceae
Exons: 2
Coding region: 96-581 (161 amino acids)
Source: RefSeq, a predicted model, not a curated record
UGCCUUUGUCACAGCGGGCCGCAUAGUGGGGUUGCAAGCCUGAAGAUUUCGAACUUGUGUGGUUGGAGUGCGCAGGCAAGGAUCGGGUGUCGAAGAUGUACAAGUACUUGGGUGGGCGUACAAGCACAGCAACACCAUGUGGUGGUUACAUUAGCUCGUGUACGGAGUACCCAACGGCGUGUUUUUUUGUUUCAUUCUUUUUUUUUUUUUUUUCUCACUCUCCCUUGCUUGUGUUCUUGCUGCAGGCGGCGGUAGCCUCUCGCAUUCAUUCACGGAGUCGGGCGAAUCUCCAUCGGCUGUUUGUGGCACUGUCAUCACAUCACCGCCCAUCGCGAGAAUCUCGGCAGGCGGCGCCAAAAGAUGAUGGAUUAUGCUGGGGUCCCGCUUCUCUCGUUGCGGUUACUGUGCUACCUAGUAGUCAGGACAUUAGUAGUAUAUGCUGGCAUGUUCGGAGCGCCGCUUGGACGGGAAAUGGCGCGAUAUCAUCUCUCACCCAAGCACAAGGACAUCUAGACUCGGGCAACGGGGAGAGACCUCCGUAUGCUGGCGGAAAGCAAAUCCCCACCCGAGUCAAGGAAUGAUUCUCCCCCUCUUGUGUGCGAUUCUCUCCGGGAAGUGUCCUGUGCUCAGUCAUGCAGACCUGGGUACUAGGUAGAGAUGCCGCAGCC